GCCCGGCCCGGCCCAGCGCGGCGGCGGCGAUGCGGAGCCGGGGCGAGCGGAGCCGCGGGUAGACGGAGCUGAGCCAUACUCGCGCAUCAGACCCGGCCGCAGAUUCCAUAGACUCUCAGCUUGGCAAUCUGAAAAAUGCAUUAUCUUAUGCUGCUGUUGAAGUGAAAACAGUUAUCCAGCAAAUCGAUUCCAUACAGCAGUCAGCAAUGCCUAUGGCUGGGCUCCGGCAAAAACUUCCAAAGCAUUCUAAAUGAAGUGAGCCAAAGAAAAUAGCAUCAUCACUGCAAAAAUGUAGCUUAAUUUGCACGUUAGAAAAAAAAAAAUCCCCAUCCCAUUCCAGCAAAAUAUUAAGCAUUUUACUGGGGAAGCUGGGAGAUAACAUAAAUCUUUAUAGACAACUUGGCUGCGAGCAGUUAAACUGAAAUAAACUUGUGCCUUUGGCUGCAGCGCUGGUUUGGGGUUUGCGUGUGACGCUCUGCAGACUAAACCAUGCCGGCGUUAUCAGCUGGAUCUGGAAGUGACACAGGUCUGUACGAGCUGCUGGCUGCAUUGCCAGCCCAGCUGCAGCCACAUGUGGACAGCCAGGAAGACCUGACCUUCCUCUGGGAUAUGUUUGGUGAAAAAAGCCUUCAUUCACUGGUGAAGAUUCAUGAAAAACUGCAUUAUUAUGAGAAGCAGAACCCGAUGCCCAUUCUCCAUGGUGCAGCAGCCUUGGCAGAUGAUCUGGCUGAGGAGCUGCAGAGCAAACCACUGAGCAGUGAGAUCAGAGAGCUGUUGAAACUCCUUGCAAAACCCAAUCUCAAGGCUUUGCUGUCUGUACAUGAUACUGUUGCUCAGAAGAACUAUGAUCCUGUCUUGCCCCCCAUGCCUGAUGAUAUUGAUGAAGAAGAAGAUUCAGUUAAAAUAAUUAGGCUUGUCAAAAACCGGGAACCGUUGGGAGCUACUAUUAAAAGGGAUGAACAUACUGGUGCAAUUGUGGUGGCCAGGAUAAUGCGUGGAGGAGCAGCAGAUAGAAGUGGGCUUAUUCAUGUUGGUGAUGAACUGAGGGAAGUCAAUGGGAUUCCUGUAGAUGAUAAAAAGCCUGAAGAAAUAAUACAUAUUUUGGCUCAGUCUCAAGGAGCCAUUACAUUUAAAAUUAUACCCAGUGUGAAGGAAGAAAUGCCAGUGAAGGAAGGCAAGAUGUUUAUCAGAGCCUUAUUUGACUAUGAUCCUAAUGAAGAUAAAGCAAUUCCUUGUAAAGAAGCUGGACUUGCUUUCAGAAAAGGAGAUAUCCUUCAGAUCAUGAGCCAGGAUGAUGCAACCUGGUGGCAAGCCAAACAUGAAGGUGAUGCCAAUCCCAGAGCAGGCUUGAUCCCUUCAAAGCAUUUCCAGGAGAGGAGAUUUGCAUUAAGAAGACCAGAAGUGCAGGUUCAGCCACUGAAAAUUUCCAACAGAAAAUCAUAUGCUGAAUGUGCUGGUCACAACAGUGGAUCCUAUCUAGCUGGUUUUAGAAGAAGCUUUCGUCUUAGCAGAAAAGAUAAAAAAACAAACAAGUCCAUGUAUGAGUGCAAGAAGAGUGACCAGUAUGAUACAGCAGAUAUCCCAACCUAUGAAGAAGUUGCAAAAUAUAGACGACAACCUAAUGAGAAAUACAGGCUUGUUGUUUUGGUUGGUCCUGUAGGGGUUGGACUGAAUGAACUUAAAAGGAAAUUGCUAAUCAGUGACACGCACCACUACGGGGUAACAGUGCCACACACUACCCGUCCAAGGAGAAGCCAAGAAAGUGAUGGUGUCGAAUACAUUUUCAUUUCCAAGCACUUGUUUGAGACAGAUGUACAGAAUAACAAGUUUAUCGAGUAUGGCGAGUAUAAGAACAACUACUAUGGAACAAGUUUAGACUCUGUUCGGUCAGUUCUAGCUAAAAACAAAGUUUGUUUGUUGGAUGUGCAGCCUCAUACAGUGAAACACUUGCGGACAUAUGAGUUUAAACCAUUUGUUAUAUUUAUAAAACCUCCAUCACUUGACCGUUUGAGAGAAACCAGAAAAAAUGCCAAGAUUAUUUCAAGUAAAGAUGAUAAGGGAACUGCAAAACCCUUUACUGAAGAAGAUUUUCACGAAAUGAUUAAAUCUGCCCACGUGAUGGAGAGCCAGUAUGGCCACCUUUUUGACAAGGUGAUAGUCAACGAUGACCUUGCUACAGCUUACAGUGAGCUUAAAACAACUUUUGACAGACUGGAGACCGAGACCUUCUGGGUUCCUGUCAGCUGGCUACACUCAUAGCAACGUUUUAGGCAGACAAAACCUCUGCUGUUGUAUCAACAUCUAAACUUUGGGCAUGGUUAAGCUUUUACUUGAUGGCUACUUUCUUGGGAGGAGGGAUUUCAGCUCUUCUGAGCAGCAGGUAUACUCUUCAUGCACUUGGAACUGGUCUUGUUUUCCUGGGUCUUCAAUUCUGCUGCCCACGGUUUGGGGCAGAACAGUCAGAUUAAACCAGAGAUUUACUGUGCUCCGUAAAGUGAGUAAUAAUAGUGUAGCAAAACUGCCAAACACCUCUUUAUCAUCAUCUGUGUGUCUCCAAGGUGAGUGUUUUUAACACAGAGCUUGCAGAAGAUACAAAUUGAUGCUGGAGAUCAGCACUUCAGUGGUUUUAAGCAUAACUGUUCCCAUACAAGAGCACAUCAGCACUUGGAAGUUAUUGCCCUUUCAGUGUUUGAGAGAACUGAAACAGGCAAAAGAGACCAACAUUUUUAUGAGGAAGACACCAUAGUUUUAAUUAUGUAUCAAUGUGUUUUUACUUUUCUAGAUGUGAACCUUGUCUUACAUGUACAGACUGAUUUAAAUAUUCUUUUGCAAUUAACAUAAUCAUGGAAAGAAAGAUGUAUUCAGUGAAACACUCAGCUGUGAGCAUGCAUGGAUUGAAAGUAUUUUCAGGCAUGCUCUGUGGCAAAACAAAGAAAAGUCAUGGGAAUAAUUAUUUAAAUAGGAAAAAAUGUGGGUUAGUGUGUAUAUAACUUCAAAGUCUUUGGGAUUAAACUUCUGUAAAAUCAGUGGCAAAGUGAUGUGAAUAGCAACAAAGUAGAGAAUAAUUUUUCCCCCUUUAAAUUGGUUUAAAAUAUUUUUGGCACACUUUAGAACAAUUUUCCCAUCAGAAAUUUUCAAACAAUGAAGAAACCUUGGGCAUCUGAGAAACAGUUGAAAGAGAUCAAUUCUUUUAUUGUUGAGUAUGUACUGAUACUUUUUAGUAGAGUGACAUGUAUUUUGUCUCCACUCAAAAAUAAAUUAAUGCUGUGCAGUUCACUGUAAAAAACAUCCUUGUCACUGGAAACAAGACAGUUGGAAACCCCAUUUUAAGAUUUGAUGUGUCAGUGUUAAGCAAAUGUAUAUUAGAGGAAUGUAUUUUUAAUAUAGAUAAUUUGGUAUUUUUCUUUAUUUACUACUGAAAUGCAGGAAAUGAGUACAGAUGUAAAGACCAAGUAACACCUGUGUGUUGUGUUGUGAAUAUGUCUUGUAAGUACAGAAUGUCUAUAGGAACUUGCUGACUUUAGAUCAUCCCAUCUGUGGCAUUCAAACAGGAAACCAUUAUUUCAUGUUAAUCUGUAAAGAGAAUAUAGUGCUCUUGUUUAAAGAAAAAAGAAUUUAGUGAAACUUUAUAUAUUUAUGAAAGGGUUGAAAAGGGAUGUUAAGUUUUUAAAUUUCUUGUCAAUGUGAUCAUUUAUUAAAGAGAUUACUAGUCUGUAAUUUGAAACAGUCUCUGUAAAUGGAGCUCAACAUUCCAUGUAAAUAUUUUAUUUCAGUUCAUAUGCUGAUAAAGCCAUGAGGUUUUGCAGUUUUAUUCUAAAUGUGUAUUUAAUGUGUGGGCCAUUGCAUUUGGCUUAGAGUCUUAUAAAACAAAUGAAAUACAAGAAACAACAGCAGAAUCCCUGGGAGUCUGGAAAAGUUUAUGCAAGAAUUACAGAUGUACUGAGUCCCAGUAUGAGCAGAUGCUCUGCUUGAACAGCUCUACUGUAACUUCUGUCAAAUUUCACCAUUUUCCUGGUGGACUUAAACUUUUUUUGUAACAUAAAUAGGAAUUAAAUUAAUUGCAUAGAGAUUAUCUUAGUUGAGAAAACAUGUUCUAUUUUUUUUUUAAAUCACUGAAAAUCAAACUAUUUAUCAGGGGAUAUGGAAUUCAGCAGGUCAGUUUGCCUUUUUCUGUGAGAUGCCAAGUGACUUCAUCAUAUCUAGAAAUGGAGAGGACCCUUGGCAUCUCUCAGGAUGUGGCCAUUUCCAACAGGAGGGACUUUAGUCCUCACUAAAACACUAUUGGCAUUGCUCCUAACUCAGGCUGUCUUGGAACAUUGGGGUACAGUCAACGCUUGCAUAAGGGACCUGCUUUUCUCUUUGUGAAGUAGAUGCUAGAAUAAUCUGCAAACUCCUUGGCAGGGACAGUUCUGGCUGUCCUGCAGGCUGUUUUUCCUGUCUUUUUGAAGCUGAUUUAUUUCCCAUUACUGGGUCGGUGUGGUCUGGGAGGAUCUGGAGCACAGCUCAGCUGUCCUGGGCAGCUCCCAGAGCCACCGACCCUCUGAUCCCAGCACAUCCUGGCAGGAGGCUCCCACAGCCAUGGCUGCCUGCCCCCUCUGAGCCAGGAGCCAGUUCCUGAAUGGGAACACCUGCAGAAGAAAGGGAAUCUCAAAAACAUAGAGCCAACCAGCAGAGUAAAACGUGCACAGUCUGUGACGAGUCAGAAACGGUUUUAAUUACAUUACUAAAUUGCUCUUUAAAAAUCAACGUUAUUGCAUUAUUUAGCUUCAAAAGCUAAAAAUUAAAGCCCUCCAUGAGGCAGGCAGAGAUGACAGUAGGUUUAGGCAGAAAAAAUAUCUUAGUCAAACAGUUUCAACAGGACAGGAGCCUGCUUACCAUGAUGGAUCCUGAGCUGUGCUGAACUGUUCUGGGAUACCAAGGGGAACAGGGGGGUGGAUUGUUCCUUUGACUUAAGAAUUUGGGAAUGAAGACAACUAAACAUGUUUCCAAUAUUCCACAUAUUCAAGUUGUGCUGUGUGGGUUUUUAGAGAAAUGUAUGUUUUGACAGUCAAGUCCAGAUGUUUUUAUUGUGUUCUAGCUGUUUGCUGUAGUCAAACAAAGGGUAGUGUUUUUUAAUAUUGUACCAAACUCUAUACUUGAAUUCACCAUCAGGUCCUUGGUUGAUGUCUUACCUGAAAUCUGAUCUUACCUUCUUAUGCAAAACAAUAAAUUAUUGAUAUACCACUGAA
Messenger RNA from Zonotrichia leucophrys gambelii, 5228 nucleotides. RefSeq names its product MAGUK p55 scaffold protein 7 (gene MPP7). Gene Ontology annotation, biological process: protein localization to adherens junction. Gene Ontology annotation, molecular function: protein binding. The record is from RefSeq and is a predicted model, not a curated record. Lineage: Eukaryota; Metazoa; Chordata; Aves; Passeriformes; Passerellidae. Bases 490 to 2259 code for a protein of 589 amino acids. Gene Ontology annotation, cellular component: plasma membrane; cell-cell junction. The transcript is spliced from 20 exons.